Coccomyxa subellipsoidea C-169 is the source of this 1207-nucleotide messenger RNA. RefSeq lists its product as hypothetical. The record is from RefSeq and is a predicted model, not a curated record. The transcript has 8 exons. Lineage: Eukaryota; Viridiplantae; Chlorophyta; Trebouxiophyceae; Coccomyxaceae. Gene Ontology annotation, molecular function: poly(A) RNA polymerase activity; mRNA binding. Gene Ontology annotation, cellular component: TRAMP complex; nucleolus. Gene Ontology annotation, biological process: RNA 3'-end processing. The annotation marks the transcript as partial.
GAAACCCCCAAAGAAGGGCGCGUCCGGCUUUUCCAUGAAGCAGCGCAAGGGUGUGGUGCAAGAGCUGCGAAGGCUUCUGAAAGCUCUCAGCAAGCUCAAGUUGGUGUGUGGGAAAGCUGAGGUCAUCCCAGCACGGAUUCCCAUUGUCAAGUGCUACCUCAAGGUCCAUGGGAUGAAGAUCGCAGCAGAUAUCAGCAUGGGUGUCGAGAAUGGCGUGGAGGCGGUGCCCUUCAUAAUGCAGCAGGUCCAGUUCUUUGGGCCGUCGCUACGAGCUCUGACUGUGGUCUUGAAAGCCCUGCUGAAGCAAAGGAACCUCAAUGAACGCGUCAGUGGCGGCCUGGGGUCAUACUGCGUCUUGAACGUGGUCAUGGCUCACCUCAUCAAGGAGGGGAUCCGAGCCACGUCCACUGCUGACCUGGGCCACCUCUUGCUGUCCCUGCUACGCUUCCUUGGCAGGACAAUGGAUUGCAGCCGGCAAGCCAUCAGCGUGCGCAUGGGGGGCAUUGUGGAGAAGCAGCAGCAAUGGCAGCAGGCGGGCAGGCCUUACCUGUUGGCAGUGGAAGACCCUCAGCAACCCGGCACAGAUAUUGGCUCCGGGUCUUUCAACAUUCAGGAGGUAAGGAGCUGCGUGGCGCGCGCCCAUGAUGUGCUGCACGCAAGCUGUUGCAGUGCGGCUGUGGGUGGCGCGGGCCCUGAGGCAGCGAGCUGGGCGUCGGUGCAGGCUGAAGGCCAAACUUUCAGUGUCUCACCUCCUCACCGCUCGGAGUACCCUCUUCUGGACACCGUCCUGAACACAUCGCUUGCUCUGGAUCGCAGCCCGUCCGCAUCCCAGGCCAGGAUGGACCUGGCUUCAAAGCCAGCUGGAAAGAUGAAAGUUAAGGCGAAAAAGAGCGUAAAGGUGAAGCGAUUUCGGGGUGCUGCAGCUAAGCGCGCCCGAGGAGCAGAGGUGCAGCCCAUGGUGAACCCUCAGAAGCAGGCAAAAAAGAAGGCCCAGAGCAAGAAGAUUCCCAUGAAGAGGAAAGCCGGGAAAGGUACUGAGCAAGGCGAUCAACCAAAAAAGAAACGCAGGAAAGUGCAGAAGCAGAAGGCCGUGCAGUGAUACGAUGAGGCAUCGUGCUGUGUGCAUAGCUGAUGUGAGGUUGAGGUGGCAGUCUUUUGAAUUGAGUUCUUGCUGCUGGGAGUAUCUGCAAUGCUGACUGAAUCGGUA